GCUGAAAUCAACCGGAGAGCAUUGGUGAAGGCAGCUCUCUUUGCAUACACCAACGCGUGGAAGUAGUCCCAGCUGCUGACGCCUCUCGCAUCCAACUGGACUGCAUUGGUGAAGACAGCUCUAUUUUGCACACACCAACACCAAGGAGCAAUCAACUUUGCACACGUGCACGCUGCCGACGCUGCCGACAGCAUUGCACCAUGAUGCGCAUCUUGCUGGCAGCACUGCUGCUCCACACAACUCAAAGUCUAGCACCGCCGGCGCAAGCCUUGAGGACCCUCGCGAAGACGAGCGGCGACGACGUCCGCGGCAUCACCUCCCCCGAAGCGGAGAACGCGUUGCUACCGGAGAGCGCGUAUUUUGUGGGAUUGGGGUUCCGCGCGUGGCUCGGCGACGAGCAGACGCCCAUUUUUGUGGGGAGGGACCCGCGCGCGUCGUCCGAUGAAAUCGGUGAGGCGUUCUGCCGCGGCGCGUCUGCUUUAGAUGCGGGCCCGGCCACGACGCCGGCCAUGCUCGAGAGUUUGCUACGGGGCGGCUCCAAGGCCUGCGGCGCGUGCAUGGUCACCGCCUCGCACCUCCCGAAAGAGUGGAACGGGCUCAAGCUCUUCUCGGCCAAGGAGCAGCGCGGAUUGAACAAGAAAGAAGUGAAGGAGGUCCUGGGCCUGGCGGCGGACCUCGCGGACAUGAUGCAGCCUGUUGAGGGUGACAUCGCGAGUGCCGAGCUGUGUGGAAAUCAACCAGUGCGUCGGGUGCGGAACCGGCAUCGAGCAGGCGUCGCGUCGAUGGCGUGAAAUUUCGAUUUCCACACAGGUGCUGAGGCCGGUUUCAUGGACGACUACGUCGAGAAGCUGCGACAAACCAUCAUCGAAACGUCGGGGAUCUCGACAACACCGUUGAAAGGACUGAAGGUCUGCGUCAACCCGGGCAACGGCGCGGGCGGCUUCUUCGCUACUAGUGUAUUAGCGCCGCUCGGCGCCGACGUGUCGUCUUCUAUCAAUUUGGAGCCGGACGGCGCCUUCCCGAACCACCCGGCGAACCCCGAGGACAAGAAGCAUGUUCAGGCGACGAUCGACGCCGUGGCGGCAUCGGGCGCGGACGUCGGCGUCAUGCUGGAUUGUGAUGUGGACCGGUGCGGCUUGAUCGACGGGACCACUCCAAAGCCGGAACCGGUCAACCGGAACCGAUUGGUCGCGUUGGCGGCGCAGGUGGCGCUCGAGGAUGGUAAUGGGGUCAUCGUGACCGAUCCUGUGACCUCCGGGGGCAUGACGCAAUUCAUUGAGGAGCGGGGCGGUACGCACGAUCGGUUCAAGAUGGGCUAUCGGAACGUGAUUGAUCGGGCGGCGGAAACUAAACCGGAGCCUGCGUUGUUGGCUAUUGAAACAAGUGGACAUAGCGCGUGGCGGUCGAAUAAUUUUGUGGACGACGGCUGCUACACGGCGGCGAAGCUGCUUGGGAGGUUGGCAAAAGCUAGGGUUGCGAAUCCUAGUUGUGGGUUGUUGGACUUGCUCGGUGGUUCAUUAAAGGAGCCGGCGGAGUCGAUCAAGGUCAAGAUGCCCGUCUCAAGUCUGGAGAAGGUGCCCGAGGCUGAAAUCAAACUGUGCGACGCGCUGAAGGCGUGUGAGACCGCGACUGCGUCUUGGCGAAUGGAGCCGGUCAACCACGACGGCCUCCGCUGUUCAGUGGGCGACGGCGACUGGCUCAUCGCGCGCGCGUCGCUCCACGAGCCCGUCGUGUCCUUGCAGAUGGAGGCCGACGACGCGGGCGGGACGGCGGCGAUCUGCGCGGCGGUGCUGCCCUACCUCCAGCCUUUUGAGGAGGACAUCGAUCUGGCGGAGCUCGAGGCCGUCGCUAAGUCUAACUAGUA
Molecule: messenger RNA, 1864 nt
Organism: Pelagomonas calceolata
Lineage: Eukaryota; Pelagophyceae; Pelagomonadales; Pelagomonadaceae
Source: the annotation of a GenBank genome assembly